Molecule: messenger RNA, 2020 nt
Organism: Polypterus senegalus (gray bichir)
Lineage: Eukaryota; Metazoa; Chordata; Cladistia; Polypteriformes; Polypteridae
Product: potassium voltage-gated channel subfamily A member 2
Exons: 1
Coding region: 461-1891 (476 amino acids)
Biological process (GO): protein homooligomerization; potassium ion transmembrane transport
Cellular component (GO): membrane; voltage-gated potassium channel complex
Molecular function (GO): delayed rectifier potassium channel activity; protein binding
Source: RefSeq, a predicted model, not a curated record
CGAUGGCAUUAUUAGCCGUAUCAUAUUAAGAGACAAGGCGUGCAUAUAUUUUUAUUCAUAGAGCAGGGAGGGGGAAAGCGCGUCUCGUCACGUCAGAGCACUCGGGGAGGGCAGAGCUGCUUAAAAUGCUGUGAAUGUGACUACCAGGAGUCCAGUCUACCACUAUAAGCAAGGUGAUGGGAUAAGCGAUUUGAUUCAAGCGAGAAAAUGUAACACGGCAAAUGAAAUGAACACAGCACUCAGUUCGACUGUUUAAUAAAGAAGCUGCCAACCCCAUCUGUCAACAACGAAGAGACAAACAAAGGCAAAGAUCGUUAUAUUCUACAAGUGACACAGUAAAAUCUCGUGCAUCGCAGUUAAGGAGAGCGAGAAAGAGAGAGAGAGAAGGGCAAAGAAGAAGCGUGGCUGGAGAGCGAGGCGUGGGCUAGUGCUAAAAAGCAACGUUUCCCCGUGGGAAAAGAUGACAGUUGUGCCCGAUGAAAAUGUAGAUGAAGCGGUGGCACUGACCGCCCUGCCCCAAGACGUCUAUGAUCCGGAGGCGGUGGACCAGGAUUGCUGCGAACGUGUCAUUAUCAACAUUUCGGGGCUGCGCUUUGAAACCCAGCUCAAGACGCUCGCCCAGUUUCCUAACACUUUACUAGGAGAUCCCCGCAAGAGAAUACGUUUCUUUGAUCCCUUGCGCAACGAAUAUUUCUUUGACAGAAAUCGCCCCAGCUUCGAUGCCAUUCUCUAUUAUUAUCAGUCAGGAGGGCGGCUCAGAAGACCGGUCAAUGUACCUGUCGACAUUUUCAUGGAAGAGAUAAAAUUCUACCAGCUAGGGAACGAGGUAAUUGAAAAUUUUAAGGACGACGAAGGAUUCAUUAAAGAGGAAGAGCGCCCACUGCCAGAAAAUGUAUUUCAGCGUCAGGUUUGGUUGCUGUUCGAGUACCCGGAGAGCUCUGGACCAGCGAGGGGCAUUGCAAUAGUUUCUGUGCUCGUUAUUUUGAUAUCGAUUGUCAUCUUCUGUAUGGAGACGCUCCCAGAAUUUCGAGAAGAAACCAGAUUCUCAAAUGAGCAUCAUGCCAACAACAGCACUGUCCGUGCCAGUUCAAACCCUUUUACUGACCCAUUCUUUUUUGUUGAGACCCUUUGCAUUAUAUGGUUUUCGUUUGAGCUACUGGUAAGGUUUUUUGCCUGUCCCAGUAAACCUGCCUUCUUCAAAAAUGUUAUGAACAUCAUCGAUAUUGUGGCUAUCAUCCCCUAUUUUAUCACCCUGGGCACGGAACUGGCAGAGCAUCAGGGGAACGGCCAACAGGCGAUGUCCUUGGCGAUCUUGAGAGUUAUCCGCCUGGUGCGCGUCUUUCGUAUAUUCAAGCUCUCCAGACAUUCGAAGGGCUUGCAGAUUCUGGGGAAAACUCUUCAAGCCAGCAUGCGCGAGUUGGGACUGUUGAUUUUUUUCCUUUUUAUCGGGGUUAUCUUGUUUUCAAGCGCGGUGUAUUUUGCGGAGACUGACGAUCGGGAUUCCCUGUUUACCAGCAUCCCCGACGCGUUCUGGUGGGCAGUGGUGUCCAUGACUACAGUUGGUUACGGGGAUAUGUAUCCUGUAACAAUCGGUGGUAAAAUAGUUGGCUCACUGUGUGCCAUCGCCGGUGUCUUAACCAUUGCACUGCCAGUCCCUGUGAUCGUCUCCAAUUUUAAUUACUUUUACCACCGGGAAACAGAACAUGAGGAGCAGUUACAGUACAAACACGUUACCUGCGGGCAACAUCCGUCUGUGGGAGAGAUGAGAAAGAGCGACAGCCAGCCAUCCCUGCACAAAGUAGACUGCUUGGAAGAAGAGGACAUGGAGACAAUCAAAUACACCAACUGCACCCCUAGAAAAGCUUACACUGGCAAGCUCACGGACGUAUGAUAGACACAUGAUCUUAGUCAAGCGCCGCUGGCAAUGAAGUCUCCCGUGUACUCUAAAUUCUGCGCAGCCUCAUUUCAGAGCACCGAGAAUGCACAAACGCUACGUAUAUUCUUACAUAUACACUAUUUU